AUGGCAUCACAGAAAGCUACCUUCAAUGGCUAUGUCCACUCAACUCGAGACGCGUUGCUCAUCUUCGAGGCGGUACGACGCGGCCUGCUGCCCAAGAUCACACGGCGCCUCCGCGACGAUGAACGAAAAAUGAUCGGGAGCGGCACCAUCUUCGUGUUUGACGAGGUCGAAUCCAGCAUCAAGAGGUGGACGGACGGUAUGAUCUGGAGUCCAAGCAGGAUCCUGAACAACUUCCUUGUCUAUCGAGAAGUGGAGAGGAAGGAUCCAAAGCCUGCUUCUGAUCAGCCUGCUUUCUCCGCGACACAGUCCAGCUUCGCCAUGCAUGGCGGUAGUCAGUUUUACAGCGGCGGCGGCGAGACCAGCGGCGCGAUGCAACAUCCCUCGGUCCGCUCAGUGGCUCUUACUCUGAUGCCCAACGCUGUGGAUGCUGACGGACAGAUGGCUCACUACAAGCAGGACCAUGGCGGUGGCUAUCAUGCUCUCGAAGGCGUUCCUGCCUCUUCCAACGCAAUGUACGCGGAGCACGAUGGCUCAUUCUCCAACCACGCUCACCACAGCCAGACGCACGCGGAAGCAGCUGGCCUGGUAGGGUUGAUGGACGACUGCGCCGGCCCGUCGUCAGCAGUUAAGCGUGAAGCAGAGCUGGACAGAACGAUUGUCGGGAGCUUGACCACAAGCUACCCUUUCCUGAAAGACGGACUUUGCAAGAAGACCAUCUCUAUCCAGGUCGAAGGUUCCACGCAGCAUCUCAUCUCGUACUACAAGAUCGACGAUGUGCACAACGGACGAUUGGCGAUACCCUCUAAUCUUCCCGAGAUCUCCUCACUCGCCAUUUCGCCGAUCUUCCUCAACAAAAGUAACUUCCGCUACCCUCCCAUCGUCGAGUUCGACGCUGAUGGCGUGCCGCGUUACGUCGCUGAGUCGACGGACAACGCAGCCCGGACGCCUGGUCACGUCAGUAGCGGCACAGAAAGCUACUCUUCCGGCUCCGAGGCGCGCCACGAUGGGCUCGUCAGGGCUACGAGUCGCUCGCUCUCUAUUUAUUCGCCUGGACUUCCACCUGAAGGAGGGCACAUCGAGCUGCACACUCAUCAUCGUUACCCGCAUCAGAUCGGUGGUGAUGGCAUGGUGCCCGCCUCAGCAACGCUACCUCCUUCGACCUCUCCGACAGGAUACAGAAGCCGACGCUCAUCGGAUGCUCCACGUCGCCGCGCCAACUCACGAUACGGUCCAUAUCAGCAUCCGUUUGGACAUGGCAUGCCUGCGGCUCAGCUGUACACGAGCUCGUCGUCAAACGAACAUGCGCCGCUCUCCCCCUCAGAACGUCGAGGUCUCUUUGGCCCCUCACGCAGCAACGACGAUAUUGGGCAGUUGCACCCUUCGGAACAACAAGCUUUCGCUAUGCCGCGUCAAGAUGCUGCUCUCUUCGGGAUCGGGCAAGUUGGGCACACACGUGGUGCGAACGAUAUGGCUCACGGAUAUGCUAUGAACCAGCAGCAUUCUUCGAUGGACCAAGGCCUUCAGCAGCAGGGCAAUGUCCAGCCUUCGUUUCAGACUGCGCCCAUGAUGCCCGUUGUGCCUAGUCAGCCUUUUCGCAACCAAGCCGGCUAUCUACCGAUCGCGGAUCACAUGCAUGGCAGGUUCGACAAUGGAGCGGUGAAGCAAGAGCAGGGCGAUCCUUUCCACUUCUCAUCGCGCAUGCCUCGAGGCAGCUGGGACUCGAAUCAGCCAAGUCACUCAAACUCCUUUCUCCACACCAUGCAGCAACCACCUGCUACCAGCCAAGGAUUGACAGCAAUGUCCGUUCACAGCCAUCCGAGUUUUGGCGGACCGGUAUACGGACGCACAGCUGGGUCCCCGCCGCAGACCAGCUCGUCUCUCGACAGCAGACACUCGUACAUGGGCGGUGGAGCAGUGCACGCAACCGGGCGCAUCGAAGAGUUGGGCGACGGAAUGCAUCCCCUUACAGCUAGUCGACUCGAGGACGCGGAUUACUCUUCGCGGCCGAUCUCACGCGCUGGCGAAGGAGGUUAUGUCGGUGAUCUCGACUCAGCAGGAGUAGUUCGCUCCGGAGCAUUGCAAGCCGUUCACGGGCCCUCGAAUCCCAACAGUCCGUACCCUCGUACUCAUCACCACCAGCAGCAUCAGCAGCAACAAUAUCAACAGCAUGGUCAUGACAGCUCAGAGGGGUACCCUGAGGGGCAGAUGUCGUUAUACCAACAACAGUCCAACAACCACCAUCUCAGUCACGAGAACGCUCAGAUCGAGCAGCAGGGCUUUGGUCGAGCCGGCCAUGAUACGUACGAAUCGACGGAGGCAUACACUUCGAACAACUUUGGCAACCAAGCAGCUCACAACGAGCAGACAUGUUCGGCCGAUCCUGAUGCGAACCAAGACUUCUCAUCGCGGCCGGGCACUUCUCACGACCAAGGAUACCAGCAGUUUGGCGAGGAAGGAGUGGACGGUAACUCGACAAACGACUCUGGGUUGGAAAGGGUGAUGUUGACCCGACCUGCCUCCUAG
Molecule: messenger RNA, 2523 nt
Organism: Ustilago hordei
Lineage: Eukaryota; Fungi; Basidiomycota; Ustilaginomycetes; Ustilaginales; Ustilaginaceae
Exons: 2
Coding region: 1-2523 (840 amino acids)
Molecular function (GO): DNA binding
Source: RefSeq, a predicted model, not a curated record